AUGAGCAGCUAUGCGAAGAGUUUUGCGAUGUUUGGCCUCGUUUUUUCGGGCGCUGAAUGUACCGUCGAAAAGGUCAGGGCGAGGCAUGACAUUUGGAAUUCCAUUAUCGGCGGAUGUGUUACGGGCGCUGUCAUGUCGUCGCAACCUAGGCAGAGCAUUCCGCAUCGGGCAAGGGCUAGUCAGAUGGCCGUGGGUUGUGGCGGAAUGGCAGCCUUUUCGGCGGCGAUUGAUUACUACAUGGAAUAUAUGGAAUAACACAGAGAGCGCCACUAGCUCCUUGAUAUUUGUUCUGCAACCACGUCUCAGAUCUGCGUCGUGCAACGUGGUUGCAAUUUUUGAUACUUCCCUGGGGUCAAGAAAACUGUAGAUGCUGGACAGGAAACGUCCGUACCGCUGCUCCGCACCGGCGGCGAUUGUGCUCGCUCCUAGAGUGUGAAUAAGGGUCGUGUGAUGUCACUAUACCAUACCUCAACACUUGAACAAUAUUCGCAAAGGCCAGGCAAGCGCAGAGCAAUCGCGGUGGUAGUUUUCCUCAAAGGAACUGCCCACGGUUAUUUUCUCUCGAUGACGGGCUGUGACGAUCUGCGGGUCCUCGCGUCUGCUGCCAGAACCCUGCUCCGAUUUAUAGCUACUUAUCCAGAGAUGCAGAGGGAGGCCUAAUGUGAAUCGCCUAGAACUUGCCGAUGAUCUCUGCAGGAAAGACUACGAAGUGCGAGGCCUUUUUAAGUCCGUAGAGCACCACGAUCAUAAGUUGCACUUCCUUCUUGUAAACGUGGCUUUGCUUGAGAUAAAUAUGAUCCCAUUUUUUUGA
Molecule: messenger RNA, 811 nt
Organism: Chondrus crispus (carragheen)
Lineage: Eukaryota; Rhodophyta; Florideophyceae; Gigartinales; Gigartinaceae
Exons: 2
Coding region: 1-255 (84 amino acids)
Biological process (GO): protein insertion into mitochondrial inner membrane
Cellular component (GO): TIM22 mitochondrial import inner membrane insertion complex
Molecular function (GO): transmembrane protein transporter activity
Source: RefSeq, a predicted model, not a curated record